AUGAACCCCUCUGUUGUGGCUGCCCACAAGAGGAUUGGACUUCUCCAAAAGUUCAACAAAUGGCAAGGGAAAGCCAUGAAAGAUGCAAAAGUCCAUGGACAAGAUGGUGAGCAAGAUCAAAAGUUUGGAGAAGAAGGUUUCUGGUUCUUCAAGCAAGAAGAAGAAGGUCCCAAGGCCCCCACAUUCCCUAGGAGUAGAUCACUCCUCACCACUCCAAGGAGGCUCCCUGCCCAAGAGCCUCACAGAGCCUCUUCUUUCGAGCCAAGGGAAGGAGAAGACAACACGCAGAGAAGGAGGAAGACUCCAAGGCCAGACGCUCCAGCUCGACCACCGGACUCGAUCGAGUCCAAACAGAGGAAACUCAACUCGAUCGAGCUGACGGUCGAGUUGACCUGGAGGAGCCCCAGUUUGAGACCCGGGAUUUCGAGUACGAUCCAACGCCUUACCAGGACUUCUCCAGACUGGACCCCUACACAGCUUCGAGCAAGCCAGCUCCACCAAGGCCAAGGGAGCCACACACACUUUGAAGAUGAAGAAGAGAAGAGAGGAGCCGCAAGCUCGAUCGAGUGA
Messenger RNA from Microthlaspi erraticum, 570 nucleotides. Lineage: Eukaryota; Viridiplantae; Streptophyta; Magnoliopsida; Brassicales; Brassicaceae. The record is from the annotation of a GenBank genome assembly.